Pieris napi is the source of this 610-nucleotide messenger RNA. RefSeq lists its product as uncharacterized. Bases 245 to 610 code for a protein of 121 amino acids. NCBI's taxonomy places the organism in Eukaryota, Metazoa, Arthropoda, Insecta, Lepidoptera, Pieridae. The transcript is spliced from 2 exons. The record is from RefSeq and is a predicted model, not a curated record.
UUCAAGAAAUCAUUAUCAAAGAAUUUUGAUAAUUACUAAUGUUAAUGUGCGAAUAUUUGAAAUUUGCAUUACUUGCACUCAUUACAUUAUCCAUUAGCUAUAUUACAGUAAUUAGGUAUACGAGUUAAUUGUAAAUUAGUUUAGUAUAUAAAGUGGUAGUUUCUUGACAUUGACAUCAGAAAGGAACCAGCAGUCCUAAGAGCUUCAAUUGUAAACUACAAGUUUCAACUAAAACUUCAUCAACAUGAAAAUGUUCGUAGUAUUCUGUGCUUUGGUCGCGGCGGCAUCUUGCGCGCCCAGCGUAGACCCAGAAAUCGCAGCAAGACGCGCAUUACCUGCGCUCGAACAUGAAGAGAUCCACGACGAAUUCGGCCAGUACGCACUGCGCUACGUCACAGCCGAGGGUACCGUGGUCUCACAGCGAGGAAGGUUAGUCCCCACUGCCAAAGGGGAAUACGUGCUUGUCACUGAAGGUGAAAUCUCCUACAUCGGUGACGAUGGCGAACUCUACAUCACCAAGUUCACCGCUGGACUCGACGGAUACCAUGUUGAAACCAAUCACCAGCCCAUGUCCAACAUUCCUGAAUCGGUGGAUGCUAGUUCUCAGUGA